Molecule: messenger RNA, 1470 nt
Organism: Ornithodoros turicata
Lineage: Eukaryota; Metazoa; Arthropoda; Arachnida; Ixodida; Argasidae
Gene: Alg2
Product: alpha-1,3/1,6-mannosyltransferase ALG2-like
Exons: 4
Coding region: 96-1352 (418 amino acids)
Cellular component (GO): endomembrane system
Molecular function (GO): GDP-Man:Man(1)GlcNAc(2)-PP-Dol alpha-1,3-mannosyltransferase activity; alpha-1,3-mannosyltransferase activity
Source: RefSeq, a predicted model, not a curated record
CAUGCGUGAUCACAUGGGCAAACAAAAUGGCAGCGUCCAUGUUUCUGCAGUUUAUGCGCACGUAAGCGGAUGAUAACAACCAACACCACAUCGAAAUGCGAAAGAAUAAAGGGAGUGGCGACGAUACCGCUGAGACGAAACGAAACAUCACGUUUGUCCACCUCGACCUUGGUGUAGGAGGUGCGGAAAGGCUCGUCGUAGAUGCAGCCCUGGCACUGAAGUGUUUAGGCCACAACGUCCAGUUUGUUACUACGCAUCAUGACGAAAGCCAUUGCUUCCCCGAAACCGCAGACGGUUCUUUCCCUGUCACUACAGUUUGUGACUGGAUGCCGAGAAGUGUUUUUGGUAUUUUUUACGCAGUGUGCUCGUACUUUCGCAUGAUAGCAGCAGCACUGUAUAUCGUCUGCUUCAGCGACAUGAAACCGGACAUCGUCGUCUGCGAUCAAGUCUCCGCCUGCAUACCAUUUUUAAAACUAGGCAAACACAAAGUGGUUUAUUACUGUCACUUUCCGGAUUUAAUGCUCACAGAUCGUAAAAGUUUCCUUAAAAAAUUAUAUAGAUGGCCAGUGGACAGGAUUGAAGAAUGGACCACAGGCAUGGCUGACGUGGUGCUCGUUAACAGUCACUUUACCGGCCGCGUUUUUCGUGAAGCGUUCCCGUCUUUAAAAGACAUUCCAAUUAAGGUAGUAUAUCCUACAGUAGGCCUGGCUUUGCUGGACAGCCCACUGGAAGGAACACUGGAAGACGUCGGAAUCAGAUCGGACGGCGCGGUGUUUCUUUCUCUCAACCGCUACGAGAGGAAGAAGAAUGUUGGCCUGGCCAUACAUGCAUUGGGUCUUGUCAGGGAACAAGCACCAGCGCACCUAAUCGUCGCUGGUGGCUACGACCAGCAGUGCCGAGAGAACGUUGAACACUACGAAGAACUGCGAACACUAGCCAAGAAACUGGGGCUGGAAGACCACGUCACGUUCCUAAGGUCUCCGACCGACAAGACCAAACAACUUUUACUCCACAGUUGCCGAGCUGUCAUCUACACGCCGGAGCGGGAGCACUUCGGCAUCGUUCCGCUCGAGGCCAUGUACAUGCGACGAGCGGUCGUCGCCUGCGACAGCGGAGGGCCCACCGAAACGGUUGGCCACGAAGAAACCGGAUACCUGUGCAAACCGGAACCGGGAGACUUUGCGCAGGCUAUGGUUAGACUUGCCAAGGACAGGAGUCUUGCGCAAGAAAUGGGGAUCAGCGGCCGCGAGCGGGUGCUGGCGCUGUUUUCGAGGGACAGGUUCAUGCACGAGCUGGCCAACGCCAUCGACCUGGCGCGUACUUCCGCGGAUGAAGGUCAUUCUCGCAGAUGAAGGUCGUUCCCGCGAAUGAAGGCCUUUCCCGCGGGAGACGUUGAAACGUGUCUGCGGGUAAUGUCGACAAAAAAAGUUACGAGUUUGAAUAAAAACUGCGGAGUAGUUGAGAAAAUUA